AUGUCUGGCCAGGGUGUACCAGAAAAUAAACAUUCCAAGAUCCUGGUUGCUGGAGCUGCGGGGUUCUUAGGGUCACAUCUUGUAGACCUUCUGCUAGAGAAAGGCCAUGAGGUGAUUGGUCUGGACAACUUCCAAACGGGCUUUCCCAACAACCUGAAACACUUAAUUUCGAAUGCCAAAUUCACCCUCGUCCGCAUCCCCUAUCGGCAAAGAACAACUACUGAUUGGGCCGCCUGGUCAUCAGAGGUCUACGGAGAUCCCAAGGUCUGUCCCCAACCGGAGACAUACUGGGGGAAUGUGAAUCCCUUUGGUCCCCGGUCUUGCUAUGAUGAAGGCAAACGAGUCGGGGAGGCUCUAAUGUAUGGAUAUCGGGAACAGCAUGGAACUGACAUUCGGAUUGCCCGUAUUUUCAACACGUACGGACCGCGGAUGGCUGCCUCGGAUGGAAGGGUCGUUUCUUCAUUCAUUGCGAGCGCGUUAUCGGGACAACCCAUCCAAGUUACGGGCGACGGAUCGGCGACCCGUUCAUUCCACGGAGAUGGUUGCGGAGCUAGUAGCCAGUACUACUAG
Messenger RNA from Aspergillus oryzae RIB40, 570 nucleotides. RefSeq lists its product as uncharacterized. The transcript is spliced from 4 exons. Gene Ontology annotation, cellular component: cytoplasm. Bases 1 to 570 code for a protein of 189 amino acids. Gene Ontology annotation, biological process: D-xylose metabolic process. The record is from RefSeq and is a predicted model, not a curated record. NCBI's taxonomy places the organism in Eukaryota, Fungi, Ascomycota, Eurotiomycetes, Eurotiales, Aspergillaceae. Gene Ontology annotation, molecular function: NAD+ binding; UDP-glucuronate decarboxylase activity.